This is a messenger RNA of Effrenium voratum, 784 nucleotides long. Lineage: Eukaryota; Dinophyceae; Suessiales; Symbiodiniaceae. The record is from the annotation of a GenBank genome assembly.
AGGCCACAGGCUCAAGGAACCUUCCGCAUGAUUCCCGGCGGUUUCGCUUACAAGGCCGCCCUUGAGAAGUUUCAGGGCAACGCGCCGCUCCGCGCAUGGAACGCGGGGAUCUCCGCGGCUUCGAAGUCGCGGCGCUGGGAGCGGGGCCUCGGCCUGGCGGAGGCGCUGAGGCAGGCCGCGUUGCAGGCGAGCGUCGUCACCCACACCGCGGUGAUCAAUGCGAGGCCCGGAAGGUGGCGCUGUGCUAGCCUGCUGAUUGGCCGAAUUCGCCGAUCCGGUCUGCAGCUGGACCUCAUCGCCCUGGGCGCCUUCGUGGCAUCGCUGGAGAAGGGCUUCCAAUGGCGGAGGGCCCUGCACCGCUUCGGCCUCGCGACGUGCUGGGGCUUGACUCCUGACCGCAUCCUCUACAACAGCGCCAUCAGUGCCUGCGAGAAAUGCGGGGCGUGGUCCACUGCAGUAGCUCUUGCCACCACCGGGAUGGCUGACGUGGUGUCCUUCACAGCAGCCAUCAGCGCCUGCGAAAAGGGGGGACGCUGGCGGGUCGGUAUCAGCCUCCUCCGCGCCUUGCCGGCGCGCUUCCUGCGGCCCGGCGUGAUCGGUUGCAAUGCCGCAAUCAGCGCCUGUGACAAGGGCGGAGCCUGGGCCCAUGUGAUGUCCAUUGUGCGUACCUUUGUCAAAAGAGAUGUGGCUCCUGACAUUAUCUCCCACACCGCUUGUUUUGGCGCUGCCAGGAGCUGGGAGAGGGCAAUGCUGCUUUUGUCGCUGCUCUUUUCCCGGAGUCUCA